Moneuplotes crassus is the source of this 3644-nucleotide messenger RNA. NCBI's taxonomy places the organism in Eukaryota, Ciliophora, Spirotrichea, Euplotida, Euplotidae. The record is from the annotation of a GenBank genome assembly.
GCAAAACUUCCUCAGCAAGCAAGAGAAAUCAGGCUAUUAGUAGUUUUAAGAAUGAAGGAGCAGGGCUCUUAAAAGCUCAUGAUUCUGAUUCAGUGUCUAAGGUAUUUCUCUAAUUUGAUCUUCAGGCAAUGCUUGGAAAUAAGAUUAACAUUGUUGUCAGGAUCAGACCUCUAAUCCCUACUGAAAAUUCCAAGGGAUGAGUGAAGUUGAUGAAUAAAUUGAACCAGCUCCUUUUACAGAAGGAGUUCUAUCAAGUUCAGUUUAAGUUUGAUAAUAUUCUAUCAAAAUAACCAAGGACAGAAGUCACUGUUCAACUCUGUGAGCUAUAUUGUCACUUACUUCAUGGUUGGUCUAAACGGGACUAUUUUUGCAUAUGGGCAAACAGGUGCAGGAAAGACAUACUCCGUUAUCGGAGAAGACUGCAAUUUGAAAGACUCUAAUAAAGGAGUUUUGCCUAGAGCCAUCCAUCAGAUAUUUCAGUCAAAAUAAAGAGAAAUCAUUCAGGCUCCAUGUUUCAUUCUACGAGAUUUAUUGAGAGAAGAUCUAUGACCUUUUUGAUUUUGAAGACAGGAAGGAGAAAUCCACCAAAGAUAAAUAUAAGCUUAAAGAACUCAUACUAAAAGAAGGAAGUAACGGCUCCUUCUCAGCUGAAGGAUUGAAGAGUUAUGAAAUCAAUACAGAAGAGGAAGCACUUUUGUUGUAUGAAAAAGGACUUGCUAAUAGAGCGACGAAAGCUUCUCUGAUGAAUAAAUAAAAGUUCCAGAUCUCAUGCAAUUUUCGAAAUUUACCUUGAAAAAGAGUCUAAAGGAGACAAGAAGCAUAUUGUGCGCAGCAAACUUAGAAUAGUUGAUUUAGCUGGAUCUGAAAAAUGAUCCCUCAGAAAUAUAUACUCGUUGAAGAAUAGGGAUAAAUAUAUCAAAGAACUCACAGCAAUUAAUGGCUCUCUAUCCUCAUUAGGUCAAUGUAUCAGUGCUUUAGCAGAUCCAAAAAGGAAGCAUGUCCCAUUUAGGAACUCAAAACUUACUAAAAUUCUGAAAGACUCUUUGGAAAUCAGUGCUAAAAUAGCGUUGAUAAUCUGUAUAUCCCCCUCUUUGGACAGCUAUGAUGAAACUGUAUCGACUCUACAGUUUGCUGAUCGAGCUAAGAAGGCAAUUCUGUUAGCCCAAGAUGAUAAUAGGAAAGCCAAAGGAAAAACAAGAGGUUUUUCGACAUACCGUGAAACUACAGCUCCAAUUUAUGACAACAAAGAAGCAAAUAAGAAGAUUAAAGAGCUCAUGGAGGAAAAUAAGGAGCUUAAAAAUCAAAUUAUGCUAUUCAAAAACUCCUCAUAUUCUAAAUUCAUGACACCACAAAAAUCAACUGAAACAUUUUCAUCCAAGAUCACCGAGUUUGAGUCAUUUCCAAUCAGAAAACUCAAGUAUAAAAAGAAGUCCAGACGAAAGAAGGGGGAUUACCUGAACCCUUCUAUCCUAAAGAAGACAUCUGUUAAUGGGAGCAGCAAGUCUAGGAACUACAUCACAGGAUUUAAGACCGCUCAGACCCUAGAGUCAUGCUCCAGUCUCAAGACGCUCAGGAGUUCAUUCAGUGUAAAAAGCCGUAAAUCUAGUAAGAAACGCAAAGUGAGAAAGAAGUUGAAAUAAAAGGACGAAACAUGUCACGUUCAAUAACAAAAUUCUUAACGAAAGUAGCCUAGAUGAGAACCUCAAAGAGAGAAUUGAUCAUAACCAGAAGUACAAUGACGAUACAGUCUUUAACAACUUCAGCAUCUACAGAGAUCUAACCAAGCCAGACGAUUCUGAGAGGGAAGAAAGCAAAAAUGAGGAAUUCUACACUAAAGAAGAAGUUUCUGGUAAUAAAAGAGUUGAAGAUCACUUUGAAAAGUCCAAACCCCAAAAUCAUGAAGAUAAUCAUAUCCGGCUGACCGAUGCUGACGAAAAAGAGCUUCUUAAAAUUCAAGACUUUGCAGAACUUACCCUUCAAGGUAAUCUUGAGCAAUCUGAAGAAACCAAGGUUGAUCCUGAAGAGAGGAUGGAGCCAGAACAGAAGAGCAUUGAUCAUGAAAACCAAGGAUUCAUCAGUGACCUCAAAGCAGAGCGGCCUGAAAAUUCUCAGAAAAAGGCUAUUAUCAACACUCAAAAGUCAGAUGACCAGAGUCUAUUCCAGCCUUCUAUCUCCCACAUAACAGAUAUCUCAGACUCUAAAAAUCUUGUUGAGAGUUUCAACAAUCUUGAAAUUUUUGAACCGAGCAGUUCAAGGGAGAAAAUAGCAAGCCAAUUCUCUCAAAAGCCAACUAUCUCUCCAAAGCAGCCUGCUGAGAAUGACAAGAAUACAAACCUUGAUGAUUACAACUUGGUUAACAUAAAAUCAGGAAGUUUGGAUGAAAACUUCCCUCUCAGUGAGGGAUCUGAUAAGCUGCCUGCUCAAAACAGCAAUGAGGUUAACCAAAGAGAUGACGAUGAAUCUAUUCCAGAGAACUCUCUCUCCAGGGAAAUCUCUGAAGAAGAAAAGUCCAUGCCUAAGAAAAACCUAUUUAUUAAGAUCGAAGAUGAUAGUGACGAGUCUGAAGAACAUUUUGUGAAUGACGGUCGACAGAGUCCUCAAAACCCUACGGCUGAUGAGGAACUCCUCGAGGAUUUCCCAGAUAGUAUUGAUGAGACACCCCAACCUAAGCCAAAGAAUCGGUUUGAAAGUAUAGGCCAAGAAAUCUCCAAGCUUAAUAAACUAAAGGACUCUGAUAUCAGGCUUGACUCUCCAAAGGAAGAAAGUAUUUUCCAGAAGUUUCUUAAAGGAAGAGAUCUUGAAAAUGAGUGGACAUUUCCGACUAAAAACUCUGGCGAGACUAACCAAAUGAACAUUGUUGAGAAUAGUGACACUGAUGAUGAUAUCUAUCAGACCUCUCCAAGAGAAAGUGAUGGAAGUCAAUACUUCCGAGAUGCUGCUAUCCCUAUAAAUAAUCAUGAAUCAAAGCCUGAUUAUGAUGAAUCCCAGAGUGAUGGUCUUGACAGUUUUCGGAACGAACACAAUAGAAUAGUAAAUGAAGAACUUAAAAUUGGGCCAGAAAGAUCUCCUAGUCCUAAGAGACGGUCAAAAUCAGGCUACACUAAAUCCAAGGAUACAAAAAUAGACUCUGACAUAAAGAACAAGCUAUCCAUUUCAAUAGAAUCUGAAAACAAGAGUCUUAGUAUCUCAAUGGAAAAUGGAAGUGAUAGAGGUCCUGACCAGAUCGAGUACCAAAAAUAGCAAUACAGAAAGCCUAUUCCAAAAGACAGAUUCAUUAAAAAACUCACUGAAGGAUUCUAAAGGACUUCUUCGAGGUACCCUUCAUAAUCCUAACCUAUAGACUUAGAGCCAGGAUCUGUCUUUGGCAUAAGUGAGGAUAACCUCACUUAUUCAUUAACAAACACAUUGUCCAAUUCUACAGGUGAGAAUCCCUCAAGAGGGUCAAAGCCUGGAGAGUAAUCAUGAAUAGAGGCUAGCUCCGGAGCAUCACCGCUUAGGCUAUCCAAACCUGAGAAUUUCACGAUCAAAAGAGAAAUAUUGCUCCAACGGUUUCUAGUUCUUUCCAAAUCGAAAGACCUAUGAAAGCAAGUAAUUUAUAGUUCAAUUUAAUAAUAAAUUAUCAGAUGGCCUUUCAUAAGAGUCUG